Penicillium argentinense is the source of this 1092-nucleotide messenger RNA. RefSeq lists its product as uncharacterized. The record is from RefSeq and is a predicted model, not a curated record. Bases 1 to 1092 code for a protein of 363 amino acids. Lineage: Eukaryota; Fungi; Ascomycota; Eurotiomycetes; Eurotiales; Aspergillaceae. The transcript is spliced from 4 exons. Gene Ontology annotation, cellular component: Golgi apparatus. Gene Ontology annotation, molecular function: antiporter activity.
AUGCUGCAAAAACAAGAAGAAGAGGCCGAGCUGGCCCUGCUCUCACACGACGACUCCGAAUCCACACUCACCGAUCUCGACGAUCACGAUCACCACGAUCUCGAGGCCAACCGCAAAGAUGCCCUGCCCGAGAAGACCCCCGAGCCCGAAUACCAGACGCCUACUACGCUGAAAUUUCUCUGGCUGACGGCCUACUUCGGAUUCAGCAUGGGCAUUACUAUCUAUAACAAAGUUAUUCUGGGAUCGUUCAAAGCACCAUGGCUCCUCACCUGCCUCCAUACCUCCUUCAGUGCGCUGGGUACAUUCAUCAUGUUGAAGCGGGGAUAUUUUAAACUGUCCAAGCUGGGCAGGAAGGAACAUUUAAUCCUGGUCGCAUUCUCGGUGCUAUUUACGUCCAACAUUGCUAUGUCGAAUCUAUCAUUAUCGCUCGUCUCGCUCGCCUUCUUCCAAAUCAUCCGCAACACCGUUCCCCUCUUCACGGUCCUGAUCUACCGAAUCUGGUUCUCGCGCUCCUACGCGACCGCCACCUAUUUGUCGCUCAUUCCGAUCGUUGCGGGUGCGGGAAUGUGCACGGCGGGCGACUACCAUUACUCGGUGAUUGGACUGGCGGUAACGAUUGGCGGUGUUGUCCUUGCUGCUGUCAAGACCGUGACGACAAACCGCCUCAUGACCGGCUCCCUCGCCCUCCCCUCGAUGGAACUGCUCUUCCGCAUGUCCCCCCUUGCAGCCGUACAGUCGCUGAUCUUCGGCAUCAUCGCCGGCGAAAUUCCGAUCUUUAUCGACGCCAUGACCGAGCGCACGCAGAACGGCGCGCUAUUCCCGACGCUUCUUACUGCCGCUUUGCUUCUUGGCAACGGCUUGCUCGCGUUCUUCCUCAACGUCGCGUCGUUCAAUACGAAUAAGAUUGCGGGCGCGCUGACGAUUACGGUGUGUGGCAAUCUCAAGCAGGCGAUUACCCUUGCGCUGGGUAUUGUGCUGUUUGGUGACUUCUCGGUCAAUGUCUUGAAUGGCCUCGGCAUCUUUUUGGUGUUGGCUGGUUGUGCUUUCUUCAGCAAGUCGGAGCUGGAUUCGAAGCGGCGAGCUGCGAAAUGA